Molecule: messenger RNA, 1249 nt
Organism: Microcebus murinus (gray mouse lemur)
Lineage: Eukaryota; Metazoa; Chordata; Mammalia; Primates; Cheirogaleidae
Gene: CLEC4G
Product: C-type lectin domain family 4 member G
Source: RefSeq, a predicted model, not a curated record
CCCCAGCUGGAUGCCUGCGGCGCCAUGGACACCAGCGGGUACAGCAAGUGGGGCGGCGAGCCCGAGGAGGUCCCCGGAGGGUACUGGGGACGCUGGGAGCAACGGAGCCGGAGGUCCUGCUUCCUGGCCCUGGCUCUCCUGGCCGCGGCGGUCCUGUGGGCUGUCAUUCUGAGCGUACUAUUGUCCAAGGCCUCCACGGAGCGCGCGGCCCUGCUGGGCGGCCAGCACCUGUUGAAGACAAACGCCUCGAAGCAGACAGCGGCGUUGGGGACGUUGAAGGAGGAGGUCGCGGCCUGCCACAGCUGCUGCUCGGGCACGCAGGCGCAGCUGCAGGCCACGCGCGUCGAGCUUGGGGAGACACAGGCGAAGCUGAGCCAGCAGGAGACAGCCCUGAAAGAACUGGGAGAACGCGUGACCCAGGGCUUGGCUGAAGCGGGCAGGGACCGCGAGGACGUCCGCAAUGAGCUGUUCCGGGCGCUGGAGGCGGCCAGGCACCAGAACAGCUCCUGCAACCCGUGCCCCCAGUCGUGGCUGCCGUUUGAGGGCUCCUGCUACUAUUUCUCCGUGCCCCAGGCCACGUGGGUAGAGGCUCAGCGCCACUGCGCAGGCGCCGGCGGGUACCUGGUGAUCGUCGGGGGUCUUGAUGAGCAGAGCUUCCUGACUCAGAAUACGCGUGGCCGCGGUUACUGGCUGGGCCUGAGGGCCGUGCGACACCAGAGCAAGAUUCAGGGCUACCAGUGGGUGGACGGAGGCCCACUCAGCUUCAGCCACUGGAACCAAGGGGAGCCCAACGACUCUUGGGGGCGGGAGAACUGUGUCAUGAUGCUGCACACGGGGAUGUGGAACGACGCGCCGUGCGACAACGAGAGAGACGGCUGGAUCUGUGAGAAGAGGCGCAGCUGCUAACCACGCCCAGUGCCCCGGAGCCACGCCCACUGCCACACUUGGAUUCCUGGCUGAUCGUGAUUCCCGGUGAUUCCCGCUGCCAAAGAUAAUUUCUUCCCUGUCUGCCACCACUGAGAACCACACAGCCCUGUCCAAUGCCUGAGCGCUGGGACCUUCCCUCCAACCUCGCUGCAUCGGCUCUCAAAUCCCUGCUCCUGGGCCCGGGUGAUCUGACCCCACUUCUCUCCCUGGCCAAUGUCAGUUGACUAAGGGGGUGGAGCUGUUCGGUUUUUCUGCAUUUUCCCCCGGACUGGGAGCUAUCGUUGCAGCCAGAGAAAGCAUCAAUAAAUGUUACAGAAGUGAA